UCCAGAGGAGCAGCGGCAACAGCGGCCACACGGACAAGGGACACGCCCACGUAUCGCUGGCGUGGGCGGCGGGCGGUGGGAGUGGCUGAGUGGAUGUCAGGAUGAAACUGAGCGUGAGCGCGUAUCGGGCGCAUGCAUCCGCACACAAGAAGAUCCUCUCCAGCGGCUAUCACUCACAGCUCAACUACGGCAGCACUGGAGCGGCAGCGGCAUCCUCCUCGUCGUCGGGGGCCACUGCAACGGGCCUAUAUACGAUGGAAGCGCACGAGCACGAGGCGGGCAAGUUUGUCAAGGAUGUGGCCCGUCAGGUGCACGACUGCAACAGCGACACGGACGUCAUCAGUCCCACGGGCACCAGUAGCUCCGGCGGAGGCGGAGGAGGCGGCGGUGCAGGCGGUGCCGGCGGAUCCGGUGGCGCUGGCGGACCCAGCGACGGCGGCUACCAUAAGCGGCACCACAAGAUGGUCCGGGAUGACGACAACAACAGUGCGGCGCACUCGUCGGACAGCAAAAGUCCUAGCCAGCGGAAAUCGCGUAUCGGAGAUGGAGCUUCAGAUCCAGAUUCCGAUUGGACACGAUCGAACCAGCGCUGGAUGAAGCUACGCACCACCGUGCAGAUCUCAUCGGCGAUACAGAAGAAACCACCGCUCAAGCGCGAAGACUCCUUCCUGAAGCGUUUCUCGACUAGACAGAUACCCGAAACACAGGAAACUGUUGAAGACACGGGUUCAGAAAGUGCCUCUGGUGACGUCGACAAGAGUGUUAAGCGACGGCGACGCUAUCUGCAGAAACGACGAUCCGUUGUUAAUCCAGAUGAAAAUUUUUACUUCUAUUGGUUAAUGAUGUUAACUGUAUGUGUUCUAUAUAAUCUAUGGACCCUAAUUGUGAGGCAGAGCUUUCCUGAACUGCAGCAAUCUGUGCCCACGUUUUGGCUCAUCUGCGAUUCGAUGACAGAUGUUGUAUUUAUCUUAGAUAUAAUAGUUCAAUUACGCACAGGCUAUCUGGAGCAGGGCCUAAUGGUAUACGACGACAGGAAGCUGGCCUGUCACUAUGUUCACUCGCGCGACUUUAUCUUCGAUAUGAUAGCGCUAAUACCAUUGGAUCUGCUGCAGCUGAAGAUGGGCACACAUCCGCUCUUGCGUUUUACGCGCUUUUUUAAAGUUUAUCGAUCUGUGAGAUUUUAUUACAUCGUAGAAAGUAGAACAGUUUGGCCGAAUUUAUGGCGCGUUGUUAACCUAAUUCAUAUCCUGUUAAUACUGGCACACUGGUUCGGUUGUUUCUAUUUUUUACUCUCCGAGGCGGAGGGCUUUCAGGGCGACUGGGUGUAUCCGUAUCGACCUGGCGACUACGCCACCCUGACGCGAAAGUAUCUGGGCAGCCUGUACUGGUCGACCCUGACCCUGACGACCAUCGGGGACCUGCCCACGCCGGAGACAAAUGCAGAACCGAACUUUUCGGUGGACGGCCCACGUUCUAUUCCGCGGCGUGGCAUUAAAUCGCGCCUGCUUCAGUUUGGCUCCAGUUAUGGAUAUAUUUUUACGAUCGUUAGCUAUUUGAUUGGUGUUUUUAUCUUCGCCACCAUUGUGGGCCAAGUGGGCAAUGUGAUAACGAACCGAAAUGCGAAUCGUCUGGAGUUCGAGCGCCUGCUGGAUGGGGCCAAGACCUACAUGCGGCACCACAAGGUGCCCGGAGGGAUGAAGCGUCGCGUGCUGCGGUGGUACGACUACAGCUGGUCCCGCGGCAGGAUACAGGGUGGCGGUGACAUCAAUACCGCACUGGGCCUCCUGCCCGACAAGCUGAAAACCGAAUUGGCCUUACAUGUCAACCUGAGCGUGCUGAAGAAGGUGACCAUAUUCCAAGAGUGCCAGCCCGAGUUCCUCCACGACCUCGUGCUCAAGAUGAAGGCCUACAUCUUCACGCCGGGCGACUCCAUCUGCCGCAAGGGCGAGGUGGCCCGCGAGAUGUUCAUCAUUGCCGACGGCAUCCUGGAGGUGCUGAGCGAGACGGGCAAGGUGCUCACCACCAUGAAGGCUGGCGAUUUUUUUGGCGAGAUCGGCAUCCUCAACCUGGACGGGCUGAACAAACGCACAGCGGAUGUGCGCUCCGUGGGCUACUCGGAGCUCUUCUCUCUGUCCCGCGAGGAUGUCCUGGCAGCCAUGAAGGACUACCCCGAUGCCCAGGAGAUCCUGCAGACCCUGGGCCGCAAGCGGCUGAUGGAGGUGCGCUGCGUGAACAAGAAGUACGCCAAGGCGCAGAGCGACAAGGAGGCGGCGGCCUACGCGGCUGCCCAUCCGCACCACCACCAGAGCCACCACCAAGGUCAGGUGCACCAGAGCGACAGCAGCGAGAACAGUGCCUCCAAGAAGAUCGUGGACAAGCUGAAGCACGACGUCAAGGGGUUCCGCAACGUGCUGAAGAAGUCCAGGACCUCGCGCAAGAGCGAUGAAUCCCUGGAGAUGCAGCCGCUGCACAACACCUCGCCGCGCGGCAGCAAGAUCCUGUUGAAGCGAAUGUCGCGGGUUCGAUCGGACGAAAAGGAUGCGGAUAGCGCCGAGGCCAAGGACGAGUUGCACGACAAAACGCCCAGUCCGAUUGGGGCGGGAUUGCCGCUGCUGCAGCGGCUCCGUCUCCUCAAGGAGAAGCAGGAAUCGAUCCAGGAGGAGCCCGAACGCGAGUUCAGCGAAGGCUUUCCCCUGAUCCAGCGACUCCAGCAGUUGAAAAUUAAGAACGAGCCGCAGGCCAACGCCGCCGAACCCGGCGUCGUCAUGGUCAACACGCCGCCCAACAUCAGCAGCAAGAUAGACUCGCAUUUCGGUGCCGGCCAGGCAGCAGGAGGAUCGCAUCCUGGCUCAAAUGGUGGAGCCAUCGGCGGCUCGGCGCCGGGACAAUCGCUGACGGUUGCCCAGAUCAAGCCCAUCAUGAAGGUGUCCUUCAAGCAGAAGAUCCAGCAGCUGCAAGGUGGCGGCGGAGGAGCCAGCAGUUCGCCGGGUCCAAGCACGGGGGCCAUAGCCAAAAAGGAGCCACCAAAAUCACUGGCUCUGGUGGCCAAGCACGCGACAUCCGAGGAUCCCGUCGCCGCAGCCGGAUUGGGUUUGGGAUUGGGGUCUGGUUCUGGUGCUGGCAUUGCCACCAUAUCGAAGAGGGUAGUCAAACCCCAAAGCCAUCGGAUGGCCACGCCGCUGCAAUCCGAUACGGACACCGAUGGCACGCCCAUCAAGCCGUGGUCCAAGCUGAAACUGGCCACCCUAAUGUCCUCCAGCUACACGAGCCUAACCAACUGUUCGCCGGAUGAUCUGACCUCACCGCUGAAGAACUACUCGCUGAGCAACAUACCGCAGCAGAUGGAGACGCAUCCGCGACCACGUCACCACAGCGCCAGAAGCAGUUCGAGAUCGCCGCGUCAUGGACACCACCAUCACCAUCAUCAUGGCUACCACCAGCAGGGGCAGAUUCAGGGGCCAAGCUCCACGAGCACCAACGGAUCCGCGGCCAGUCAGGCGAACCAGGUGACGGCCAGCGCCAAAAGGGAUUGCCUGCGUCUCCAGAAGCCGGAGCAGCAUUUGCCCGACGGCGAACUGACCGAACUGGGCGGAAAUGGACGGAGGAAGCUCUACCAGAGCGUGUUCGAUCUGUCGCCGGAAUACUGCGGACUGCCCUUCGUCAAGCGAUUGAAGAUCCUCAAUGAGCGCCAGAAGCUGGCCGAACUGGAACGGGCGCUGCAAACGCGCAGCUUUAGCCUGGACUGCUCCAAAUCCGGGCCGGAUAGCAAGGUGCCCAUCUCGGAGUCAUUGUAUCGAUGCUAUAGCGACACCUCCGGCAUCUAUUCGCAGUUCCUCAGCACUUACGAGUCGACCACCAGCUCCACCUCGAUAUCCACCAAUACUUCCGCUUCCGCCUCCGCAUCGGCAUCCGCUUCCGCUUCUGCAUCCGCAUCGGAUAGCAACUCCAGGCAGUUGCAGUACAUACCCCUGCCACUCAGUCCCGAAUCGAAUGAGACCAUGGAGCGGCGCAAGCUGAAGAGCAUACUCAAGAAGCUCCAGAUGGGCGGUGGUCAGCAGGAGGAGGCGGGAGCGGGGGCGGGAGCGGUAACGGGGUCAAAGGUCAAAUCCAGUGCCAGCCAAAAGGGGCAGGGGCUGCCGGCGGAGCCGACCUUGGAAGGCCCGCCCGCCAGUGCCAAGGAGGAGGAAUCUCCCUUCGGCGGUGCUGCGGCGAUCGGUUCGGUGAAUAAUGGUUGCGGUAACGGUAACGGUAGCGGUAGCGGUACGGUUAACGAUAGCAAUGCUAAUUCGAGUUCGCAUCCGAGCAAUAACGGCAACAGUGCGUACACGUGUCCUCCACCGGCGGUGGCUUUUCCGUUUCCGGUACCCAUUGCACCAGCAUCCGGCUCAGUUCCACUUCCACUGGAGCCCGGAGCGUCGAGUGCCUGGUCGCCGACGUUGACGUUGGUAACGCCCACGAAUUCGCCGCAGGAGAGCUUCGCGUUUCCCGCCCAACUGCAGGGGGAGUUGGGCGGACACGGCACCGGACGCGGACUCGUUGGUGGCGUUGGCAGCGCCUCAGCGUCGCUGUUGCCAGCGGGAGCGGGAGCAACUGCAUCCGCAUCCGCAUCCACGUCCACGUCCGCCUCGUACGUCGUCGAGUGCUCAGCGUCGUCGAACCAAAUCCUCCAUGCCCAGUCCACCACUGAUUUGAAUUUGAAUUUGCAGCUCAGGCAGAACACAACCAGUGCGAUGGGUGGAACGGGUCCAGGGCAGCGGAUUGAAGGCUUCCCGGAGGCACAGGACUACUUCAAUCAGAUCCUGAGCGGCAUCAACCACGUGAUCAAGACGCACAUGAACGAGAUGCACUCCAAGUUCGAGACGCAAUUCUCUAGCAUGGCUGGUGAGGUGCGGCGCCGCGACGCCAUCAUUGCCCAGCUGCAGCUCAAGCUGCGCUCCAUAGAGGGCAAGUCCUCGGCACCAGCGCCAGCGCCAUCCUCAUCCUCCUCCGCCUUGGUCCUGCCCAUCAGCCGGCGCCAGAAGAAGAUGCCUCAGCUGUCGGUGGACGACGACGAGCCGCCGGAGGAGGAGGACAACAGCAGUUCGGGAUCUUCAGCGGAACUUUUGUUUAUGCGAGGAGACUCUCUGGAUACAGUGUUCACCUCAUCGCCGCCCAUCCAAGGCGGCAGGCGCAGCAUAUCGCCGGGUCCUAGUCGUCAUCAUGCGGCCUCGGCAAACGCCCUGAACUGUCCGAGCAGCUACUACGGAGGACCCGGCACCCUGAGCUCCCGCCACGCCCAGAGCCACCCCAGCUUCUAUUCCGGCCAGGGCAAUGGACGCAGCAGCGGGCGCAGCAGUGGCUAUCGCGAGUGGAGCGGCGCAUCGGAGACCGGACACCUGGGCAGCGGGAGCGGCUCGAGCGGUGCCGUUAUGGUGGCGGAUGUCACGGGCAAUCUGGCCCGCCUGUCGGACAGCGUGAUCCUCGACAUUGGCGAGAGCUCCAGCUCAAGCUCCUCGUCCAGCAAGAUCAAUAUGGCCGAGGUGGACGACGACGAGGAGGAGGAGGAUCCGAGGGUGCGCGAUGCUCGAAACGAGGGGGAUAUGGACGACGGCGGAGGUCGUUUGGCGAGCACCAACGACUGGGAGGUGCAGAUGCUGGCCGCCGAGAUGGAGCGGCAGGAGCGGAAACGUGGUCACUCCCUAUCCGACAAUCUGGGCGAGCUGAAGCACUGCAGCACUUUUCUGCGGCGUCGCCGGAAGUUUAGCGACACGGAAACGGAAUUCAGUGAGACGGACAUGGAGGAGCAGUUGGCCAGAUCGGGCAGCGGCUCCAUGCAGCCCAGCGCAUCAGCACCAUCUGGUUCUGGAGCCGGUGGCUCCACAUCCGCGGGACACCAAAGCGGCAGCCAGCGACCGCGGGCCUCCAGUCUGGAUCAGUUCAAUCUGCGCUACGGCAUCGGGCGCGGAAUCUUUAAAGCAAUGAGCAUCGACCGUGAUAAAGACAAGCUUUGAGAACUAUAAUCACGACCAAAUCUAACCCGAUCCCGAUCCUGGUCCCAAUCCCGUUCCGAGUUCCCAUCCCCAUCUCCAUCGCGACCAGAAGCAAGUUCAGCCGCAGACAAGCAAUAAGCAAUGGAAUUUGGACAGUAUUACCAUGGUACAAGAACUAGGUAUAUGUAUAUGAUAUACAGAACUAAGAAGAUGUCAGGACAUAUAGAUCUAUAUUCUAUAUAUGUUUAGCCCUAACGAAACCCCCCAGCAAGAGAAUCGAUAUAUACAGAUAUACACAUAUAAAGUAAAACCCGAUUGAGAUAUAUAUAUACAUACAUAUAUAUAUAAUACAUGUAGAUUUAACGGAAACAACAACUACUAAGAACACACAAAUAGCCAGAGAGUGUUCCCACCCCGGUUCCAAUUUCUAUUUAUUUCGCUUUCUUGAGUUGUAAUCUCGAUCCCUAUUGAAUAUUCUUGCAAAAUGGUAAUAUUUUAAUCCUCGACUAUCUAUGCCUGCUUUAAGGUUUUCGUUUUAUUGAGUUGCCCCAUCAUUAUGCAAGUGUACUUAAGGGUCUAUCAAUAUUUUCUUAACGUUACUUAAAAUUUACCAAAUUUGUGUGACCCUGUGAGAGAAUGUAUGUGCGUAGAAGAUACUUCCCACAUUAAACCGUCCUAAAAAACGUCCAUUCCACGAUGCGCAUGUUUGUUCAUUUUGUUUGAAUCUGAAUCUGUGACCGAAGAUAAAGAUGCAAAUCGGCAUUUGUAUCUCGGCCCUAACCCAAAUCGGUAUAUUGAUCAGUUGCUCGUUUAGUUCGUGGACGGCGGGUCUGGGCCUCUCUACAGAUGUAUAUACCUCUUAUUGUUAGAGACUAUGGAACAUAUAUAUACAUAUAUAUU
Drosophila erecta is the source of this 6869-nucleotide messenger RNA. It is a transcript of the gene Cngl, whose product is annotated as ecdysone-induced protein 74EF. Bases 102 to 5990 code for a protein of 1962 amino acids. Gene Ontology annotation, cellular component: membrane. NCBI's taxonomy places the organism in Eukaryota, Metazoa, Arthropoda, Insecta, Diptera, Drosophilidae. Gene Ontology annotation, molecular function: monoatomic ion channel activity; protein-containing complex binding. Gene Ontology annotation, biological process: monoatomic ion transport; transmembrane transport. The record is from RefSeq and is a predicted model, not a curated record. The transcript is spliced from 19 exons.